Messenger RNA from Dromiciops gliroides (monito del monte), 1161 nucleotides. It is a transcript of the gene BARX1, whose product is annotated as BARX homeobox 1. The transcript has 4 exons. Gene Ontology annotation, cellular component: nucleus. Gene Ontology annotation, biological process: regulation of transcription by RNA polymerase II. Lineage: Eukaryota; Metazoa; Chordata; Mammalia; Microbiotheria; Microbiotheriidae. The record is from RefSeq and is a predicted model, not a curated record. Bases 1 to 750 code for a protein of 249 amino acids. Gene Ontology annotation, molecular function: RNA polymerase II transcription regulatory region sequence-specific DNA binding; DNA-binding transcription factor activity, RNA polymerase II-specific.
AUGCAGCGCCCCAUGGAGCUGGGCGCCGCGCACUACUUCCCGGCCGAAGCCUUCCCGGAUCACCGCUCCCACCGCUAUCGGAGCUUCAUGAUCGAAGAGAUCCUCACUGAUCCCCCAGAUGCCAAGAGUGCUGCGCCCGCUGCGGCUGGCGAGCUGCUCAAGUUCGGCGUGCAAGCUUUGCUGUCUGCUCGGCCCUUCCACAGCCACCUUGCGGUGCUGAAGGCAGAGCAGGCAGCAGUCUUCAAGUUCCCCCUAGCGCCCCUGGGCUGCUCUGGCCUGGGUUCUGCGCUGCUAGCCGCAGGCUCCGGGCUACAAGGGGGCUCCGCCUCACCUCACCUCCCUCUGGAGCUGCACCUCCGUGGAAAGCUGGAGUCUGGCCCGGCCGAGCCGGGCACCAAAGCCAAGAAGGGGCGGCGGAGCCGGACGGUUUUCACCGAACUGCAACUCAUGGGUUUGGAGAAGCGCUUCGAAAAGCAGAAGUACCUCUCCACUCCGGACAGAAUAGACCUCGCUGAAUCGUUGGGCCUGAGCCAGCUGCAGGUGAAGACUUGGUACCAGAACAGGAGGAUGAAAUGGAAGAAAAUAGUGUUACAGGGCGGCGGGCUCGAGUCCCCGACUAAACCGAAGGGGCGCCCCAAGAAGAACUCCAUUCCCACCAGCGAACAGUUGACGGAGCAGGAGCGGGCCAAGGAGGCAGAGAAGCAGGCAGAAAACCUGAGCUCGCCCUGCGAAGUCAAUCAGGAGGAGUGAGCCUGGUCACCAGAACUCUUCAGCCCUGCGGGCGCAACCGACCGGGUGGACAGUCAAGUGUCUCGACCCUGGGACCUCUCUCCCUCAGACAAACCAAAGACUACCUUAAGGCCUUUCCUCCCGAGGACUGGAUUAGCCUAGAGGACAAACUAAACCGCGUCAGGCCUUAUUUGGGCGGGGCACCUUUGCCAUUUUCUGCCACCCUGGGUACAGACCACGUCUCGGCAGCCUGCUCAUUUCUCCGGAUUAGACUGAUCUUAUUUGGAGCAGCAAUGAGGAUGGAGAGGAGUGUCUGCUCCUGAAAAAAUUUUUUUUGUUUGUUUGUUUCCUUUCGUUGUUUCUACAAAACGGUCCUACUGGGAAAUCCAAGGAAGCCAGAAUUAAACAAAAGAAAAAAAUACUCCACCCACC